This is a messenger RNA of Ochlerotatus camptorhynchus, 395 nucleotides long. RefSeq names its product protein FMC1 homolog. The transcript has a single exon. The coding region runs from base 1 to 318 and encodes 105 amino acids. Gene Ontology annotation, cellular component: mitochondrion. The record is from RefSeq and is a predicted model, not a curated record. Lineage: Eukaryota; Metazoa; Arthropoda; Insecta; Diptera; Culicidae.
AUGGCAACAGUUAGGACAACUGGUAACACUUUGAAAAGGAUUCUAACCGAAAUUAAAGCUAUCAGUCCGGAAGGAAACCACAAGGAGUCGCUAGCUGCUAAAUACAUUAUAUCGCAGUAUAAGAAGUAUGAAACUACCGAACAGCUGCAUUGCAGAGCCAAAGAAGAAAUGCAAUUUACCGCAAGGACAUAUUUGUGCUACCUGCAAAGCGUCCGCCAGCACAAGGAGCUGAGUGAAUUAUACAAAGGCGGUGGAGAACGAAGCGUCCGCCAGACAGCCGAUAUGGUGGGUUUCAAGCUUCCACAUGAUCCGAAAUAGAAUGGUGUUGUCAUCGAGCAAUAACAUACAGAUUGAUAGUAAAUAACAGGAAUAAAAAUUUUCAUUCAAAAGUCCAA